AUGCGGCUGCUCCCGCUGCUCCUGCUCCUCCUCGCCGGCGCCGCCGCCGCCCGCGCCUCCGACGACCCCUUCCUCUCCGGCGCAGCGAACCACAGCUACAACAUCGACUGCGGCGGCACCGCGGACUUCACCUCCGUCUUCGGCCGCCGAUGGCUCGCGGACCAGUUCUUCUCGGCGGGCGGGGCCGCGGGCAUGGUGGCGGAGCCGCACCGGUUCCCGCAGCCGCAGGAGCGCACGCUCCGCUUCUUCCCGCCGUCCUCGGCGGGCAAGUCCUCCUGCUACUCGCUGCCCCUCCCCCCCGGCCGGUACUACCUCCGCCUCUUCUCCGUCUACGACAACUACGACUCCAAGCUCCGGACGCCGUCCUUCGACGUCUCGGCCGCCGCCACGCUCGUGCUCUCCUUCCGCUCGCCCUGGCCCGAGCCGGCCGCGCGGUACGGGGCCUACUCCGACCUCAUCUUCCCGUCCGCCACCGCGCCGGCCUCCGACGUCUGCUUCUACUCGCUCUCCACCGACGCGCCCGUCGUCGCCUCCAUCGAGGUCGCCCCCGUCCACCCGCUCGCCUACGACGGCGCCACCACGGGGGCCGACCUCAUCCUCGUCAACUACGGCCGCGUCACCUGCGGGAACAGCCUCUUCGGCCCGGGGUUCACCAGGGACGCCGACGCCUUCUCGCGGGUGUGGCAGGCGGACGUCGAUUUCCGGAACAACGACCUCAGCUACGACGCCAUUACUGCGGGCGGGAGGAAGAUUUUCGGCAGCAACCAGCCGCCCAACUACUUCCCCACCAAGCUGUACGAGUCGGCGGUCACCACGAGCGGUGACGCCACCAAUGAGAUCGAGUUCCCCAUGCCCGUGGACACCAGGCUGUCCUACAUGGUCUGGCUGCAUUUCGCGGAGAUCGAUGCUGGGAUCGGCUCAGCUGGCCAGAGGGUGUUCGACGUAGUGCUGGCUGGGGAGAACGUGACGAGGAUCGACAUCUUCAAGCAGGUCGGAGGCUUCACGGCGUUCAAGUGGACCUACAUUGUCAAGAAUCUGACAAGCUCCACGCUCAGCGUCAAGCUUGUGCCAGUGGUGGGACGGCCGAUUCUGUGCGGGCUUGAGAAUUAUGCGAUGGUGCCACUCGAGAUGAGGACGGUGCCCAGCCAAGUGGCUGCAAUGAAGGCGUUGAAGGAGUCGCUGAAAAUUCCUGCGAGGAUGGGUUGGAAUGGUGACCCUUGUGCACCGAGGGAGUGGGAUGCAUGGGAGGGAGUUACUUGCCAUCGUGGUGACAAAGGGCUUGUGAUAACACAACUGGAUCUGGCGAGUCAAGGACUAAAAGGUUACAUCACUGAUGAAAUAAGUCAUCUUAAAGACUUGGUAAGCUUGAAUUUGAGCUAUAAUUCACUGACAGGAAGCUUACCACCUGGUUUAGGUCAACCUUCACUUGUGUCACUGGAUAUUUCAUCAAAUGAGUUUACUGGAAGCAUUCCUGGCACCAUAGGUUCGUCCAAGUUACAGACUGCAUUACUAAACAACAAUCAACUCGAUGGGCAAGUUCCAGAAAGACUUUACUCAAUUGGCGUGCAUGGUGGCGUGAUAGACCUCUCAGGUAAUAAAGGUCUGUGUGGUGUGCCUACCUUACCUGCUUGUGCAUUAUUCUGGGAGAAAGGAGGGUUGAACAAAAUUGGCAAGAUUGCACUUGGAGCAUCGUUUGGGUUUCUUCUGCUCGUCAUACUUAUAGUGGUCUACAUACUGUGCAUCAGAAGGGGGCCAUAUGACUAUGAUUUUGACUUCCCUCAAGAUCUGACCUCCAUAUCGGCAAUAUCAGCAAAAAGGAAUAGGUACCAGAGGGCAAAGUCCGUGAUGCUUGCUGAAAUGGAGGCACAUAACCCAGAUGGUUUCUACACAAACGGGAGCCCUCACUGA
Molecule: messenger RNA, 1908 nt
Organism: Miscanthus lutarioriparius
Lineage: Eukaryota; Viridiplantae; Streptophyta; Magnoliopsida; Poales; Poaceae
Source: the annotation of a GenBank genome assembly